This is a messenger RNA of Oryzias latipes (Japanese medaka), 2627 nucleotides long. RefSeq lists its product as uncharacterized. Lineage: Eukaryota; Metazoa; Chordata; Actinopteri; Beloniformes; Adrianichthyidae. The record is from RefSeq and is a predicted model, not a curated record.
CGUAGCAACUGUCAGCAUCUGAGCAGAAACUUGUUCAACAAGCACCUGUCAGCAAUAAGACUGUCUUUGAACCAGCAACAGCAAAAGGAAAUGGCUUCCCAAAUUGCAAAGGUCACCAAGGAUCUGACCACCGCUGCAGACAUGCGGAAAACUACCCAGAUGCUGAUGCAGCCAAACGCAAACUGGGAGGAGUAUCUGACUCCUGCUCCCCUCUCCAUCGCCAUCAUGGGGGAGUUAGUCUUCAUCUCUUCAGGGACAGACUUCUCCAUUAACAAGAACCCCCCAAAAGAUGGAUUCAAGCACAUAAAGUACCCAGAAUCAUUCAGGGCUUGUCUUAUGCAAGUCUGCAACUUAGGCUGGCAGGCUUUCAACAUGGCCCAUAAGAAUAUGGAUCAAAUCCGUAUUUAUACAGCCUCUGUUCCGGAACACAUGAAAGAAGCAGUAAAAAUCCUCUUUCAGGGAAAUGAUGAAAUUAUUGAAAAACUUCUUCCAAACGAGUUGAAAAGCAUCCGUACCAUAGCAGAUGAAUGUGUGGAGCUAGCAGAUGGUGUAGAAAAGAAAUAUAAUGAUGUCAUCUGUUUAAUCCAGGAGCUGCUGGAAGCCUGCAUUAAUGCUAAACACAUCUAUGGAGAAGACCUAGAAAAGGUUAAGAAUAAAAUUGAGGAAAAUAAAUUGAGAGAACGGAGUGCAAAAGAGCUAAACGAAAAAUAUACUAAAGCAAUGGAGGCCAUGGAAAAGCAGGUUGAAGAAGCACAAGAAGAGUUCAAAUCAUCAAUGAACUCCAUCCCAACAGGAAUGGAAUUGGUUGGCAUGGACUUUGCUCAUGCACUGUCACAGGCAGUGGCUGCAAUUGGGAAUGCAGUUGUUAAUAUAGCCACGAAACUAAUCCAACCUGUAAAAUUUUCACAGGCUGGAUCUUCAGAACAGGUUUUCCAAACAAACAAGACUGAAGAAGAGGACCCAGUCUCAGAAGUAGAAAUCUACAGCAUGUCUUCACAGAUUUUUAGUCAAGCAGAGAUAUUCCUAAAAUACAUAGAUAAAGAUGAGAUAAACUGGAAAGAGCUGUAUGACCAGAAGAACAAGAAACCAAAAACUGAAUUUGUCAAAAAGCAAUUUGAAAGGAUCUCUGGGAAGAUAGAGAAUUUCGGAAACAGCAAAGCCAAAGACAAAGCUCUGUCUCUGUGCGAUACAGGCAUUGCCAUCUGUGAACAGAUUGAAACAUAUUCUCCGGAACAAACAUGGGAUAAGAAAACAACACAAACUCUGAUUAAAGAAGUAAAGAAGCUACAUCAAGAUGCUCAGAUGUUUGACUCUAAGGGUAAAAAAAUAUGUAAUUCUCCAGCUAUUGCUCCCACACCUCCAAUGAUGGCCAAAGCACAGGCAAAUGCUGGACAACAGUCUGCCGGGCAGCAAGCAUCAGAGAACGCACGUUUCCGCAUCGAGCAGAGCCGAGAACAGCUGAAGCAAUGCAGAGAAGAAUAUAACAAGGCUGUGGAGAGAAUGGAGAGAAACCAGAAAGAGCUGACUGACAUCCUGGUGGACAUGCAAAACUGCAAGAUUCAAGAGAUUAACUUUGACACCACAAUCAAAAUGCUGGUCAAAGGUAUGGAUGCCAUGGGCCGAGUGAAAGAGCAGUGGGAGAAGAUGGUGCGCUUCUUCCAGAUGGUGGCCAAUAUUGUAAAAACCAGUCUUGCAAAAACCAUGAUCCAUUUUGCAGAUAAAGUUGAAGAUGUACGAACACUGUCCUACAACUCUAAGCUCUUCACCAAAGACCUGCUGUACAACCAGGCCUUUCAAGCUUCCAACAUCGCCAGCCUGGUCCACAUGAUUUCAGGGACCUACUGUGAAGUGUCCAACAAAUACCUGAUGGACAGAGUGAGCAGCCUGGGUAAGCUCAUGACUAUGGAUAAGGACAAGCCAGAGUUCAUCCAAGAGCGCACAAAGCUGCAGAACUCCUGCAAAGAAGCUCAAGACAACAUCCUAAAAUUGGUCCUAAGCAACAAGAAAGAGUUUGAGGAAAAUACAGAAACCAGAAUGAAACAAAUUGAAGGUGGGCUGAAGGCCAUUCUGCCUGCUGCUGACCCGGAGGAAACUAAAAGGAUCCAAGAAAUUGUUCAGGCCAGCAUGACAGACAAAGACCUGGAUGAUUACGCUUAAAUGCAGUUUGUUGUAUAGUUUAUAAAAACUAAAGAGAAUAUAUGAAGAAAUAGGCGGUGGUGAUAAAACUGUAAUCAUGUAUGGUUGCUUCUGUUUCUAAAUAGACAGCUUUCAUGUAAUCAAACAGCAACUUACUUCUACAUCAUCUCUGGUGCGGAGGUGACAGGGUUAAAAAUAAUGAUCUUUGGAAUUUGUUUUUAUUUUUUUUUAUCUUUAAAUUUCUGUGAACAUGUUGGCAAUCAGUGAUACGGUUUUGUGAGAGUCAAUGUUUAGACCAAACUUCCCAUUUAAUUCUACAAAGUUAAGCAGACAGACAGUUAUAGUUUUCAAGGAAGAAUAUGUCAACUUAGGUAUUUGUGUGGCUAAAAAUGGAGAAAAAAGCUUUUUAGCUGAAAAAAAAUGUUGUGAAACAUAGAAGUGCAUUUAUUUUCUGUGGUUGUGGUUGUACCCAAUAUUCAUAUCUUCAUUAU